Messenger RNA from Cicer arietinum (chickpea), 891 nucleotides. RefSeq lists its product as uncharacterized. The record is from RefSeq and is a predicted model, not a curated record. Lineage: Eukaryota; Viridiplantae; Streptophyta; Magnoliopsida; Fabales; Fabaceae.
AUGACAUAUCCCUUCUUUAUGAAUCCCAAUGAUAAUCCUGGAAUUGCACUUGUGUCUACACCUCUCAACAACACCAACUUCCACACAUGGUCUUGUGCGAUGCUCGUUUCCCUUUGUUCAAAGAACAAACCUGGUUUUGUUCUUGAUACUAUCUCUUGUCCUAAAGAUACAUAUCGACUUUUGAUGGUAUGGGAUCAGUGUAAUACCAUAGUUAUGUCUUGGAUUACGAACUCGCUCGAACCAGACAUUGCUCAAAGUAUUAUGUGGAUGGAUUCUGCUGCAGAUAUAUGGCACGAACUGAAUGAUCGCUAUCAUCAAGGAGAUGAGUUGGAGAAUUUUCUCCCCUUACCUUCUUGUUCUUGUACAAAUACUUGUACUUGCAAUCUCUUUCCAAAGAUUUGGGAAUACAGAGAAAAUGACUAUGGCAUUCGUUUCCUUAAAGGCUUGAAUGAGCAAUAUUCUUCAGUUCGAUCUUAUAUCAUGUUAAUGGAGCAUCUCCCUACCAUUAACAAGGUUUUCUCGAUGCUUAUACAACAAGAAUGUAAAUUCUUUAGUCAUACUGAAGAACUUAAAACUGUUGCUGCCGUUUCCAACUCUAGCCGUGGAUUUGGUCGUGGUUCAUUCUUGGGUAGUGGUCGUGGUUUUGAUGGCGGCGGUCGGGGUUUCAAAAUUUGCACUCACUACAAUAAACUAGUGGAUGUUUGCUUUAAAAAACAUGGUUAUCCUCCAAACUACCCGCAAUCUAAUUCAGAUGAUUCCAAAAAUUGCUCAGCUACUAGCCUUGAUAUUGAGGACGCCCUUGUUCCCAAUAAUUCUAAUUCUUCAAGUUUGGAUAAUGCUACUCAAGUUUUCACUUUGGAUCAGCUAAAGGCUUCACUUGCUUUACUUUAA